Acromyrmex echinatior (Panamanian leafcutter ant) is the source of this 1693-nucleotide messenger RNA. Its product is annotated as calcineurin subunit B type 2. The record is from RefSeq and is a predicted model, not a curated record. Gene Ontology annotation, molecular function: calcium ion binding. Lineage: Eukaryota; Metazoa; Arthropoda; Insecta; Hymenoptera; Formicidae.
GAAGAUGUCGACGUAGAGGCGCGACUCCGUGGUCGACGACGGCGGUUGAAAUCGAUCGGACCAAUCGCAACAUCCGUUCGCAACGGACGAUAAUAGAAUAGACUAGCAAGGGAAAAACAGGCAAAACGUCGAUACGCAGUCCUGCAGCCCUCCUUUACAGCGAUUGUGUUCCAGCUCCGUUGAGUCUGCCUGUUGGAAAAUAUUGUUGUUUCUCGAAGACUUUUGCGACAGAUUCACGAAGCUAUUUCAAAAUGGGUAAUGAAAGUUCGCUGCCUAUGGAACUCUGUUCAAACUUCGAUGUAGAUGAGAUUAGAAGAUUGGGGAAAAGAUUUCGGAAGCUAGACUUGGAUAAUAGCGGAGCACUCAGCAUCGAUGAGUUUAUGUCCCUGCCUGAGUUACAACAAAACCCGUUAGUGCAGCGUGUAAUUGACAUAUUUGAUGCAGAUGGCAAUGGAGAAGUAGAUUUUAAAGAAUUUAUUCAUGGAGUGUCUCAAUUCAGCGUUAAGGGUGACAAAGAGAGCAAAUUACGAUUUGCAUUUAGAAUUUAUGAUAUGGAUAAUGAUGGUUACAUAAGCAAUGGAGAGCUUUUCCAAGUACUAAAAAUGAUGGUAGGCAAUAAUUUGAAAGAUACACAAUUGCAGCAAAUUGUUGAUAAAACAAUACUGUUUGCUGACAAAGAUGAAGAUGGUAGGAUUAGCUUUGAAGAAUUUUGUUCUGUUGUUGGCAAUACAGAUAUUCAUAAGAAAAUGGUAGUUGAUGUUUAAGUGACCAAAAUUUGUGAAAAACUUAAUUUCUAAAACGUGGUAUGUUAAUUGAAAUCUAUAAAUUAAUAAUCUAUUAACAACAGAUUUAUGGGAUAGUUCUAACAGAGAUCUGUUUAGAGUGAACUUACACAAUUAUUGUUCUUAAGUCUUUGAUCAUUACAAGUCUAUCCAAAUGAAAAAUUUUCAUGGUAUGCCAGACUAAUUUAGUGUGGCACAUGAAUGUUAGAUCUAUGUGAUACAGUCAUUUUGGUGUCGUUAAAGAUAACCUGGAACCCAAAUUAUCUUGAGCGUUCCAUUAAAAAUAAAGACCAGCAAUGUGAUCUUAUAAUUAACAACCUUUAACUGACAUAUUAAGUUAUUUAAUGCUGCAUGGUUUCCAAGAUUUUCUUCGAAAAUUUGUGGCAGAGUCAGUCUUCUCAGCGCCUGUCGAAAAGGAUUUUCAGACAUAUAGAUGCACUUUGUUCCUUUUAAUAAUUCUCCGUGGAAAAGCACGAAAGUAAAAUCAAAUCGCAUUAUUAAUAUAAUCAUCAUACCAUGAAACCUAUUAUAUUUCCGUCAUUGUUCAAAAAGUAAUUGUUAAUAUCUUUGACGUUUUAAUAUCGUUAAAGAUUUCAUUCGUCGGCGAGUUCUUAAGAAUAUUUACUUUUAAACUAAUAUCUUAAUAUAUUAAUAUUCAUAAGUAUUAAUAUAUUAAUAUUUUGAAAAAGUUACAAACAUUUAGAUAAGCCAACUAUUAAAAUGUAUUUAUGUUAUAUAAUAAACAAUCACGAAUUGUGCAUUCGGAAUAUAUAGUGAAGCGGAGUUUUGCGAAGUUACAUAAAAUAUUAAUUUUAUCAACCUAUGAGUCUACUUGGUUAGCCUUUGUGUGUAUAAGAUGUGUGUGUAUAAACUGUAUGUUGGUAUUGAAUUGUCAAUUUGGAAUUUUCGAA